AUGGCUGUGACGAAGGACCAGCAGAAGGCCGCGGAGGCUCCCAAAGACGCCAAAGCGAAGGGCAAGAAGGAUGUGCCGACUGAUCCUGAUGCAGACUUGUCGGAGGAGGACCUGGAGCUCAAGAAAAACCUCGAGCUGAUGGUGCAGCGGGUGUCCGAUGGCGACUCUGGCGUGCAGAAGUCAGCGUUGGACGCCAUAUGCAACGAGAUCCAGUCUUCUACUAGCGCGAUGAGCGCCGUUCCCAAGCCCCUGAAGUUCCUGGUGCCACACGUCGACACGCUCAAGGCAGCGUUCGACGCAAUGGCGCCCGGCGCGGCCAACCGUGCGGCGCUUGCCGACGUCCUUUCCGUCCUGGCCAGCACUGUCGCGGGGAAGGAGGGCGAGCGGCUGGGGCUGCGCUACAAGCUUGCCGGCAGCCUGGAUAACCUGGGCCAGUGGGGACACGAGUAUCUGCGUCAUAUCAGCGGCGAGAUUUCGGAGGAGUUCAAGGUGCGGCAGGAGGCGGGGGGCGAUGUGUCGGACCUCAUGGUUCUGGUGGACCAGAUCGCGCCGUACCAUAUGUCCCACAACGCCGAGCCCGAGGCGGUGGACCUGCUGCUGGAGGUGGAGCGUCUUGACAUGCUGGAGGGCCUCUGCGACGACAAGAACUACGGCAGGACGUGCCUGUACCUGGUGUCGUGCUGCAGCUACCUGCCCGAGCCCGACGACACCGCGGUCCUCGAGAUUGCGCACCGCAUCUACACCAGGAUGGGCAAGCACCACGACGCUCUUAGGGUGGCGCUGCGCAUCAACAGCCCGGAGGUGAUCUCUGGCACGUUCGCUGGCUGCGCGGACCCCCUCGAGAAGAAGCAGCUCGCAUACCUGCUGGCGCGGCAUGGCCAUGCCCUGGACUUGGAGGACGGCCCGGCGGCGGUGGAGGACGAGGCCCUCCGGGACAGCCUGCGGGAGAUCAUCAGCAACAGCAAGCUGUCGGAGCACUACCUGGCCCUGGCGCGUGAUCUGGACGUGAUGGAGCCCAAGGUGCCCGAGGACGUCUACAAGAGCCACCUCAUAGAGGGCCGCCAGCCGCAGGGCCCGGCGGUGGACAGCGCGCGCCAGAACCUGGCCUCCACCCUGGUCAACGCCUUCGUCAACGCCGGCUUCGGCACCGACAAGAUGGUCACGCCCAGCAGCGAGGGCAGCGGCGGCGACAACGACCACGGCAAGACCGCGGCCACGGCCAGCCUGGGUCUGAUCAGCCUGUGGGACGUGGAGGGCGGCCUCCCUGCCAUCGACAAGUACCUCUACUCAACCGACCAGUUCGUGGUGGCGGGGGCGCUGAUGGCCAUCGGCAUCGUCAACUGCUGUGUGCAGAACGAGAACGACCCAGCCUUCGCCCUCAUCUGCGACUACGUGACCAACACGGACCCCGGGGUGCGCGCUGGAGCUGUGCUGGGCCUCGGCCUCGCCUAUGCCGGCACGCGGCGCGAGGAGGUGGCUGAGCUGCUGGUCCCGCUGGUCAUAGACACAGACGUGUCCAUGGAGGUGUCCGGUUUUGCGGCGCUGUCGCUGGGCCUGGUGUUUGCGAGCAGCUGCAAGGAGGACCUGGUGGAGGCCAUUCUCACGGGCCUCAUGAGCAGGUCGGGGGAUGUGUUGGGGGGUGAGGCGGAGCUGUCGGGUCCUUUUGCCAAGUACCUGGUGCUGGGGCUGGGCCUGCUGUUCCUCGGCAAGCAGGAGACUGUGGAGGCGACUGUCGAGAUCGUCAAGACCCUCAGCGAGCGCGUCAGCAA
Monoraphidium neglectum is the source of this 1769-nucleotide messenger RNA. RefSeq names its product 26S proteasome regulatory subunit N1. Gene Ontology annotation, cellular component: proteasome regulatory particle, base subcomplex; proteasome storage granule; nucleus. Lineage: Eukaryota; Viridiplantae; Chlorophyta; Chlorophyceae; Sphaeropleales; Selenastraceae. The transcript is spliced from 16 exons. Gene Ontology annotation, biological process: proteasome-mediated ubiquitin-dependent protein catabolic process. The annotation marks the transcript as partial. The record is from RefSeq and is a predicted model, not a curated record.